AUGAAGAUUUCCGUACCAACUCAUUUACUAAACGAACCCAAAAAAAGAUUCCAAAUAGUUACAGUAAUUCAAAAAAUGCGAGCGAAGCAAAAGCACAGCGCCUAUCUAUUUUGGAUUUUAAUUAGUUUAUUAUUUAUUCUUGCUCUUGGCAAUUUAAUUUUAACUAUUUCCAUUCUCGGUGUUCUACGUCUUGGACAAGGAAUGGAAAGUUUAGAAUUAGUACCCGCUGAAUCUGUAAUAAAAUUUUUUGGUCUCAUAGAUUUGGAUAAUAUUUAUAAGAGAGAUGGAAAAUUAGAAAGUUUUAACGAUUUUCCAAUGGAAGUAGAAGGAGAUGAAGGAAAUGUUUUUAUAAGUAUUCCAGAAAAUGAAAAAGAAAUAACUUCAACAAUUAAUUUUGAUAAAAAACAAAAAAUAAUUAAAAAUGUAGAUUCGUUUAUCGUGAGAAAUCCAUUGACAGGUAAAACAAUUUUUUCGACUGAUUUUCCAAAUUUUGGUUUACCCAAAGGAGUUGGAAAACUGGAUGUUGAAUUAGUUUUAACUAAAAGAAUCACCAGUGCUCUUGAUAAAAUCCUAGUUAUAAAAUCUGAUUCAUUUGUAAAACUCAAAGGGAGUGAAGGAAUUCAUAUAGAUGGCAAGGAAGUGAUUUUUUCUGCUGACCAGGAUAUUUUUUUAAAAAGUGUUAAUAAAAGUAUAAUACUUGAUGGUCAAAAUGGAGUUAUCAUAGAUGUUAGAAAUCUACCAAUAGCUUCAGAAAAAAACCCUAGAACUUUUACACAGUAUAAAAUUUGUGUUUGUAUGCCGGAAGGAAAAUUAUUUAGACUAGCAAUCCCUCCUGGACAAAGUACUGUAAUAAGUUGUAAUAAUAUUGCAACAUCAUCAUUUGAUAAUCCUUGCACAAAUUAA
Messenger RNA from Pediculus humanus corporis (human body louse), 903 nucleotides. Its product is annotated as beta-sarcoglycan, putative. The transcript has 2 exons. Lineage: Eukaryota; Metazoa; Arthropoda; Insecta; Psocodea; Pediculidae. Gene Ontology annotation, cellular component: sarcoglycan complex; sarcolemma. The record is from RefSeq and is a predicted model, not a curated record. Bases 1 to 903 code for a protein of 300 amino acids. Gene Ontology annotation, biological process: muscle organ development.